This is a messenger RNA of Coregonus sp. 'balchen', 6521 nucleotides long. Lineage: Eukaryota; Metazoa; Chordata; Actinopteri; Salmoniformes; Salmonidae. The record is from the annotation of a GenBank genome assembly.
AUGGUAAGGAAGAAUUCCUCAUGCACAUAAUAAUUUAUUAUUAUUGAGUAUUCAUCAGCCCAUACUGCCAUACAUUUCAAGAUAUACAUUAAAGGUGCUAUAGGAUUUUUCCCCAAAAAAUAUAUCUGCCGCUAAUAGUGGGAUGAUAGUGUUUCACAGUAUUACUUACCCACCAGUGUUGUGAUUGGCUGUGAUAUUCACCUAUUGAUUUCUCCCUCCGGAGCAGCAUCUGUUGUCAAAAUGGGAAAAGCUGUUCUGACUUUGUGGCUCUGUUAUCAAAUGCAAAUCGCUCUGUCAUUUCCUGGCUGCUAAAAUUCUACACUGGUCGCUCAAUUUCAGUUUAUGUGAGACAACAAGCACUGAAUAGUGUAGGGUGUCAUUGUACCAUCUAAAUCACUGUGAAAUACACUGCUCAAAACAAUAAAGGGAACACUAAAAUAACACAUCCUAGAUCUGAAUGAAUGAAAUAAUCUUAUUAAAUACUUUUUUCUUUACAUAGUUGAAUGUGCUGACAACAAAAUCACAUAAAAAUUAUCAAUGGAAAUCAAAUUUAGCAACCCAUGGAGGUCUGGAUUUGGAGUCACCCUCAAAAUUUAAAGUGGAAAACCACACUACAGGCUGAUCCAACUUUGAUGUAAUGUCCUUAAAACAAGUCAAAAUGAGGCUCAGUAGUGUGUGUGGCCUCCACGUGCCUGUAUGACCUCCCUACAACGCCUGGGCAUGCUCCUGAUGAGGUGGCGGAUGGUCUCCUGAGGGAUCUCCUCCCAGACCUGGACUAAAGCAUCCACCAACUCCUGGACAGUCUGUGGUGCAACGUGGCAUUGGUGGAUGGAGCGAGACAUGAUGUCCCAGAUGUGCUCAAUUGGAUUCAGGUCUGGGGAACGGGCGGGCCAGUCCAUAGCAUCAAUGCCUUCCUCUUGCAGGAACUGCUGACACACUCCAGCCACAUGAGGUCUAGCAUUGUCUUGUUGGAGGAACCCAGGGCCAACCGCACCAGGAUAUGGUCUCACAAGGGGUCUGAGGAUCUCAUCUCGGUACCUAAUGGCAGUCAGGCUACCUCUGGCGAGCACAUGGAGGGCUGUGCGGCCCCCCUACCUAAUAACUGUACAUAAGUGGGAUUGACACCAUCUGAGCAAGACAGAAAUUACAGACAGGUAGAACACUGUUGUAACAUAAUACAAUACACUUUAAUAUACAAUACAUUUGCAUCUAUAGUAUAUUAAAAUAUGCCUUGACUUUGACAAAUGUAUUGCUCAUAGAAAUCAAAAGAUAUGUAGUUGAUUCAUAUACAGUACCUAACAUGCAGUACUUGAGUUAAAAUACUAUACUGAACAAAAAUAUAAAUGCAACAUGUAAAGUGUUGGUCCCAUGUUUCAUGAGCUGAAAUAAAAGAUCCCAGAAAUGUUCCAAACGCACAAAAAGCUUAUUUCUCUCAAAUGUUGUGCACAAAUUUGUUUACAUCCCUGUUAGUGAGCAUUUCUCCUUUGUCAAGAUAAUCCAUUCACCUGACAGGUGUGGCAUAUCAAGAAGCUGAUUGAACAGCAUGAUCAUUACACAGGUGCACCUUAUACUGGGGACAAUAAAAGGCCACUCUAAAAUCUGCAGUUUUGUCACACAACACAAUGCCACAGAUGUCUCAAGUUUUGAGGGUGCGUGCAAUUGGCAUGCUGACUGCAGGAAUGUUCACUAGAACUGUUGCCAGAGAAUUGAAUGUUCAUUUCUUUACCAUAAGCCGCCUCCAAUAUCAUUUUAGAGAAUUUGGCAGUACGUCCAACCGACCUUACAACCACAGACCACAUGUAACCAUGCCAGCCCAGGACCUCCACAUCCGGCUUCUUUACCUGCGGGAUCGUCUGAGACCAGCCACCCAGACAGCUGAUGAAACUGAGGAGUAUUUCUGUCUUUAAUAAAAACUAAUCCUGAUUGGCUGGGCUUGGCUCCCCAGUGGAUGGGCCUAUGCCCUCCCAGGCCCACCCAUGGCUGCAUCUCUGCCCAGUCAUGUGAAAUCCAUAGAUUAGGGCCUGAUGGAUUUAUUUCAACCGACUGAUUUCCUUAUAUGAACUGUAACUUAGUAAAAUCGUUGAAAUUGUUGCAUGUUGCGUUUACUUUUGCUCAGUAUAUUUAGGGUAUUUCAAUUACUUUCAAAGACAUUUGAAAAUAGCAUUUGAAAUAAGUAUUUGAAAAUACUUUCAAAUAGUAGGCUAUUUAAAUGAAAUUAUUUAAAAAUACUUUCAAAUACUUCCAAUAGAAGUAGUUUAUUCAGGCCACAUUAUUUGAAAAUACUAUAACUAUUUAAAUAACAAAUAAUGAAAUACACAUGUAUUUCAACCCAGGUCUGAUACCUGCUCAAAAAAAUAAAGGGAACACUAAAAUAACACAUCCUAGAUCUGAAUGAAUGAAAUAAUCUUAUUAAAUACUUUUUUCUUUACAUAGUUGAAUGUGCUGACAACAAAAUCACACACAAAUUAUCAAUGGAAAUCAAAUGUAUCAACCCAUGGAGGUCUGGAUUUGGAGUCACCCUCAAAAUUAAAGUGGAAAAUCACAUUACAGGCUGAUCCAACUUUGAUGUAAUGUCCUUAAAACAAGUCAAAAUGAGGCUCAGUAGUGUGUGUGGCCUCCACGUGCCUGUAUGACCUCCCUACAACGCCUGGGCAUGCUCCUGAUGAGGUGGCAGAUGGUCUCCUGAGGGAUCUCCUCCCAGACCUGGACUAAAGCAUCCGCCAAUUCCUGGACAGUCUGUGGUGCAACGUGGCGUUGGUGGAUGGAGCGAGACAUGAUGUCCCAGAUGUGCUCAAUUGGAUUCAGGUCUGGGGAACGGGCGGGCCAGUCCAUAGCAUCAAUGCCUUCCUCUUGCAGGAACUGCUGACACACUCCAGCCACAUGAGGUCUAGCAUUGUCUUUCAUUAGGAGGAACCCAGGGCCAACCGCACCAGCAUAUGAUCUCACAAGGGGUCUGAGGAUCUCAUCUCGGUACCUAAUGGCAGUCAGGCUACCUCUGGCGAGCACAUGGAGGGCUGUGCGGCCCCCCAAAGAAAUGCCACCCCACACCAUGACUGACCCACUGCCAAACCGGUCAUGCUGGAGGAUGUUGCAGGCAGCAGAACGUUCUCCACGGCGUCUCCAGACUCUGUCACGGCUGUCACAUGUGCUCAGUGUGAACCUGCUUUCAUCUGUGAAGAGCACAGGGCGCCAGUGGCGAAUUUGCCAAUCUUGGUGUUCUCUGGCAAAUGCCAAACGUCCUGCACGGCGUUGGGCCCCCACCUGUGGACGUCGGGCCCUCAUACCACCCUCAUGGAGUCUGUUUCUGACCGUUUGAGCAGACACAUGCACAUUUGUGGCCUGCUGGAGGUCAUUUUGCAGGGCUCUGGCAGUGCUCCUCCUGCUCCUCCUUGCACAAAGGCGGAGGUAGCAGUCCUGCUGCUGAGUUGUUGCCCUCCUACGGCCUCCUCCACGUCUCCUGAUGUACUGGCCUGUCUCCUGGUCGCGCCUCCAUGCUCUGGAUACUAUGCUGACAGACACAGCAAACCUUCUUGCCACAGCUCGCAUUGAUGUGCCAUCCUGGAUGAGCUGCACUACCUGAGCCACUUGUGUGGGUUGAAGACUCCGUCUCAUUCUACCAAUAGAGUGAAAGCACCGCCAGCAUUCAAAAGUGACCAAAACAUCAGCCAGGAAGCAUAGGAACUGAGAAGUGGUCUGUGGUCACCACCUGCAAAACCAGUCCUUUAUUGGGGGUGUCUUGCUAAUUGCCUAUAAUUUCCACCUGUUGUCUAUUCCAUUUGCACAACAGCAUGUGAAAUGUAUUGUCAAUCAGUGUUGCUUCCUAAGUGGACAGUUUGAUUUCACAGAAGUGUGAUUGACUUGGAGUUACAUUGUGUUGUUUAAGUGUUCCCUUUAUUUUUUUGAGCAGUGUAUAUUUUCAAUAACAAAACAUAUUGUUUUUUCAGUUGUUUGAAGCUGGUCCACCAGCUUCAAACUGCAGUUUUGGUCCACCAGCUUCAAACAGCUGUAAAAAUGAUAUUUUCUGUUAUUGAAAAGAUAUUUCACAACAAUAUAUUAUGGAUAAUUACUGAAAUUACAAUGCAAAAAUUAAACAACAAAAUCCUAUGUGUAGCACUGAUAAGCAAGAAUCCCUAACACAUUUUCUUUAUAGUACCCUGUUGAUCAUGGCUUGCUUUAGGUUCAGCUUACAGAGCAGGUUAAACUCCAUAAGGAACUGCCUCUCAGUUUGGUAUAUCUCCCUCCCUCUCCUCUAGACCCUGAAUGCCAACAACAAGUAUGUCAUCACAGCUGACCACAAUGAGAAUAUCAGGGUCAGUCAGCCACCUGAAGUCCCCACACAACAUCCAGGCAUUCUGCCUGAGACACUUAGUGAGUACGGCUGGCGUACCUGUCAGAGAAUGGCCACGAGAAAGAGACAGAAUUUAACAUUAAUUAAUGCUUAAGCAGUUGGUUAACACUGCCAUUUCUUGACAUUUAACAUGUUUUUCUCCAUAGGUUUGUCAGUUCUCUAUUGGCCCCACCAGGACAUCCGCAGUGUCUACUCUCUGGAUCAGGGGGGAGAUUUAGACGAACUGCUAGACGCAUCAAUGAAUUGAGUUCUUCGACUUAAAGGGGAAAUCUGUGAUUGCUACAUACAUUUUUUGACUUUUAAAUUCAUGAUAUAUACCCAUUGAUUCUUGAAUAAUAUAACGUAUAAAUGCUUCAUGAGCUUAGUUCCAUUUUGUUACCCCAUCAAAACCCAAUAUAUAAGAUUUCUCUAGACUAGCUGCAGUUGUACUGAUACAGAUGAAGCUCUACUACUGCACUAAAAAAACAUUUUCAAUGGAGACUAGUGUGUCUGACUGGGCUGGUGUGUGUUGACAGGAUGGGACCAUAAAGCUGUGGGAGUUUAAGUGAAGCCGGAGGCUCCAGAGCUGGAACCUGAAGUAGCUGAGGGACAUGCCGAACUCUGAUACAGAUACAGAAAAGGUGAUCACUUUACUUCUCACAUUAACCGAGCCACUCACAUUGAUACAUGAAGGAGUCCUUUCUCUUCUGAGUGUGUUACUUAUGCCAUUCACAGUCACACACAUACUGAAUAGCUAUCCUCCUCCUCACUCAUACCAAGCUUCAAUCCAUAGAGCUCACUGUUUAUAGUUCACUGCACCCUCCAUGUAUAUGGCUGUUUCCUAUAUAGGAUGGCAUUCCUUUCUUAGACAGUUUAUUAUGGCUACACCAGCUGUGCUGUUUUGUGCUGGGUGGCAGGUCACAGAUUUUCCCCUGAGCCAUGUUAUGUUUGUGACAUCUUAAUCUCUGCCUUUGUUCCCAGAGGUCUGCGGUCGCUGGCUCCCCUGGUGGACGUCAUGUGACAGUGCAGUGUGAGAGGUCAGCGUUCUCCUCACAGACUACAAUUUUUAGUAAUGUAUACCCUGUUUUGUUGAAAGAUAUACCUAGAUGACACAUGCUUUGUAUGAAUGGAAACUGGGAUGUAAUGUUUGCCAUGAGUUUUACAGAGUUCCCUCAGUGCAGCUGUUUGGGAUGGACUAGGUGGCAGAGGAGCAGCUGGUGCCCUCCAGCAGCUGGAAGGUACAGGUGUAGAGCAAAUACUUGACUUAAAAACCACAAGAUUAUACAGUACUGGUUUAGUAAACACACACAAACAACAAGAUUUGGCUUGUAUCUCUUAUACUCUCACUGUGUUGUUUGUACUGUUCACAGAGCCCCGGUGUUGUUUGUACUGUUCACAGAGCCCCGGUGUUGUUUGUACUGUUCACAGAGCCCCGGUGUUGUUUGUACUGUUCACAGAGCCCCGGUGUUGUUUGUACUGUUCACAGAGCCCCGGUGUUGUUUGUACUGUUCACAGAGCCCCGGUGUUGUUUGUAUUCUGCAGUGCAACAGUGAAAGCCCGGAGUUGAAGAGAGUGACAGAAACCCUUCAGCCACAUUGGGAGGCACGUCAGGGUGAGUCAUCACACACACACACACAAAUUACCACAUCGCCCCCUCAUCAUCCUCCUCCUCCCUCAGUAAAGAGCAGAACUAACCUGCGGUGUGUAUGCACUCUGCUCCCUUUCUGCCUCCUAAUGUUCCCCUGAGCUAAGUAAUUCUAAUGCAAAGUAGUCAGACUUAGAGGAGACUUUACAUUCACAUUUGUUUUUUACUCUUUUGUUAUUUAGCGGAUGCUCAGAAAUACCUGCAACAUAAACUUGAAUCUAGGCUUAGAACGAAGGGGUUUGACAUUAUAAUAGUAAUCCACCACCUGAACUGUGCUACAAUCCCUUUCACUGUCUCUGAUCCUGCUCCUCCCUCCUGUUUCUCAUCACAACAGUCUCAGCAGGGUUAGAGAGUCGGUUCCAGCACCAGUACAAGGUCAGCUUUGACAACAUGGCGUCCUACAGAGAGAAGAAGAAGCAGAGGCUCCAACAGCAGAAUGAACACUGGGGCAAGAAGAGGGGACCAGGGAAUGGACAGCAGUCCAAUGCAGCCAGUAAGAAAGCCAAGAAAGGCAACAAGUCAGAGCCAGUGCUCCAUGCCUCUAGCUGA